AUGUCAAAUAAAGAAUAUUUAUACGGGUCAUUGCAUGAUAAUACAGAAAGAGAUGAUACACUAGAAAGACUGAAAAAUGAAUGUGAUGGCUAUAUGAAGAGAAUUGACAAUGAUAUACUCGAGGUUCCUAAGAGCGUGCGUAAUAAUAGUAAGAACAGGGGUUUGGAUGUUCCAGAGCAGGAAUAUCCGUCUGCAAUUAGAAACAAACCUAGCUAUGAUAGGGAUUAUGAACGUCAAUCAAGAUUCAAUCCAUCUUCAAGACUAUCUUCUACAGCAACCUAUGUGGAGGCAGGACCUGUCAGACCAAAAUCAGAUCCAAAACCAGCCAUGGGACCCAACUCCUUUGAUUUUAAAUUGAUGAUGAAUGAAAUUGAUAAGAUGAAGAGAAUUCUCUUAGAACAACAAGAUCAAAUUAAAUACUUGACUGAAAACCUUAGUGUGGAGAAAAAUAAAAACUAUAACUUAAAAUUAGAUAUGGAAGCACAAAGGGCUGAAAACUUUAAAUUGGAAGCUUCAAAUGGUAAAUUGGAAAAUAGACUGAAUCGAUUGGAGAUGAUAACAAAUGACUUAAGAAAAAAUACGUAUUCCAUGACUGCCUCUCCCAGCAUAUCCCCAAUUCGUAAAAAUAAUAUUCCAGGAAGUUGGGCAACAGAACCUGCAGAUUCUCAGAGAUAUUCUCAAUCGUUGUUCUCUUCUAAACCCAAUAGCAGAUCAACAUAUGAUGUAAACGGAAUAAAUCGCCAACCAUCAUGGAUGAAUAGACCAACAGGUGGCUCUUAUAGAACAUCAUCAAAUACCUUUCCACGUACCCGACCUUUCUUGGACUCAUAUUAUCCGCGUAACGACAAUAUAAGAAUAGAUAAUCCUAGAGAGGAAAGCACUGAAGCUCUGUUGGCAAAAUUACCAUGA
Messenger RNA from Naumovozyma castellii, 909 nucleotides. RefSeq lists its product as uncharacterized. The coding region runs from base 1 to 909 and encodes 302 amino acids. The transcript has a single exon. The record is from RefSeq and is a predicted model, not a curated record. Lineage: Eukaryota; Fungi; Ascomycota; Saccharomycetes; Saccharomycetales; Saccharomycetaceae.